Molecule: messenger RNA, 944 nt
Organism: Paramecium sonneborni
Lineage: Eukaryota; Ciliophora; Oligohymenophorea; Peniculida; Parameciidae
Source: the annotation of a GenBank genome assembly
CAACAUCAAAUGAUCUAUUCUCAGAUUCCAUAUGACUAAACUCUAAAGUAAUUUCAAGCAUUUAUAAUUCAGCUAUCUUCCAUAAGGUUAUCCCAUGUAUUACUAACAUUAUCAACCAUACCAAACAACAUUUGAACCCUAUCAAGUUUUAUCAAAUAUUAUUCCCAUCACAGAGCAUAUACCAUCUACAAUUAUGUUUCCUUAAGAAACAGUAAUUGAAAAAUAUACCCCUUAAUAAAUGCCUAAAAUAGUUUAAAAUGAAAAUUGUAGGAAAAAUAAAAGAAAAAACUUUUUUAAUUUAGAUAACAAUCCUUAUUUAUAUUCUAAUGCUAGAAUUAGAAAUUAUCCAUAAUAAUUAUCGCCAUAACAUUACUAAUAAUAUUCUAAUGAGGCUCAUUAAAUCUAAUUUUAAACUAGUAGAUUAGAAAAUACCUAAAGAUUUUAAGACCAUUAAAUUUAAUCUGUUUAACAGAAAAAUCUAAAAGAAUUAGAAUCAACAAGAAUAUUUUAUCCACCUUAACCAAUAUAAUAAUAAACUAUCAAUAAUCAAAUCGAAUAAAGACUACAAACUACCUAAUAAUAUCCUAUACAAAAUAUUUAAUAGUCAAAAACCUUAGAAUAAAAGGGUUAUCAUCAUUAAUAAUAGAAUCUUCCUUUCAAUGAGCCGAUUCCUUCUAUGUAGACUUAGAGUUUACAUCCUUAAUAUUAAAGUACAGCACAAUUAUAACCAUUAUUAUCUAAAAGCUUAAAUAAUUAAACUGGAAGAUUAUUGAACGAAUCUAAACCCUCUAUUAUUCAAUCAACUAUUGUAAUACAUAUUUAUAUUUUAGUAAUAUAAUGCACCUAAAUAAAGACCAGGCCUUAAUUUAGAUUUGAAUUAGUAUAAAUCAUCCAGUUAGAGCCUUUCACAAUCAAAAUUAAGAAGAUCAAAAAUUUUCGAUUGA